CUGAAGGUCACCAUGCUUAGUCCUUUGUUUCGAGCCCACGGCCUGUUCGUGGCCUCCCACCCCUGGGAGGUUAUCAUCGCCACCGUCACACUCACCAUCUGCAUGAUGUCCAUGAACAUGUUCACUGGAAAUGAUCAGAUCUGUGGCUGGGAUCUGGACUGCCCCAAAUCAGAGGAGGAAGUACUGAGCAGUGACAUCAUCAUCCUGACCAUCACACGCUGCAUCGCAAUUUUUUACAUUUAUUUCCAGUUCCAGAGCCUGAGACAGCUGGGCUCCAAAUACAUUCUGGGCAUCGCUGGUCUGUUCACCAUUUUCUCCAGCUUUGUGUUCAGCACAGUCGUCAUCCACUUUUUUGACAAAGAGUUAACCGGCCUAAAUGAAGCUUUGCCUUUUUUCCUGCUUCUCAUUGAUUUAUCCAAAGCGUGCACACUCGCCAAGUUUGCCUUGAGCUCAAACUCUCAGGAGGAAGUGAGGGAGAACAUUGCUUCAGGGAUGGCUGUUUUGGGACCAGCCUUCACUUUGGAUGCUCUGGUGGAGUGUUUAGUGAUCGGAGUGGGAACCAUGUCAGGUGUUCGGCAGCUGGAGAUCAUGUGUGGCUUUGGAUGCAUGUCAGUUUUAGCCAACUACUUUGUGUUCAUGACAUUCUUUCCUGCAUGUGUGUCUCUGGUACUGGAGUUGUCCCGUGAGAGUCAAGAGGGCCAUCCAAUCUGGCAGUUGAGUAAUUUUUCCAGAGUGAUGGAGGAGGAGGACAACAAACCCAACCCUGUAACCCAGAGGGUUAAAGUCAUCAUGUCUCUGGGCCUGGUAAUAGUUCAUGCCCACAGCCGCUGGACAUCCAAAACUUUGUCCACAAACACUACUGAAACUGACCCAAUGAUUCCCAUGGACCUGGACCAAGUCUCUGCAAGACGAAUUGAGCCUGUGGUGCCACUGUGGCACUUCUACCUCAGCAGAAUGAUAACCAUGGACUUGGAGCAGGUGAUCUGUUUGUUCUUGGCUCUACUCCUGGCUGUCAAGUACAUCUUCUUUGAGCAGGCUGAGACCGAGUCUGUGCUGUCCUUGAAGAGUCCCAUCUCUCUGGCUCCUCGAACACAAAACCUGCAACACAUGGAGACCUGCUGCAUUAGAGAGCCACCUGAACCCAGAUCCCAGAUUUCUGCCCCCGCCUGCAGGGAGGAGAGAGGAGAAAAAAACUCAGAUGAAGUUAUCCGGCCGUUUCCAGCCCUCACCACUGACUGUCAGCAGAAGAGCUUGUUCACUAUUGGUGAAGAAGAAGAAGAGAUCAAAUCUGAGGUCACUGAGCCAAGUUUUCCUCAGAAACCUAGAGAACUGGAUGAGUGUGUGUCCAUCUUUAAAAACCCUGAGCUGGGGCCCCAUCAUCUGAGUGAUGCUGAGGUCAUGCUCCUGGUGGCUUCCAAACACAUCCCUGCUUACAAACUGGAGGUGAUGAUGGAGAGACCAGAGAGAGGAGUGUCCAUACGGAGACAGAUGAUCUCUGCAAAGCUUCCUUCUCCUACUGCACUUUCCUCCCUGCCCUACACUGACUAUGAUUAUUCAAAGGUUCUGGGCACCUGCUGUGAGAAUGUGAUUGGUUACGUACCUGUCCCAGUGGGCGUGGCAGGACCACUACACCUGGAUGGGAAACAGUUCCAGGUUCCCUUGGCCACAACAGAAGGCUGUCUGGUUGCGAGCACCAACCGCGGCUGUCGAGCCAUCGCACUGGGAGGUGGAGCGUUCAGUCGUGUUCUGGCUGACAGCAUGACCCGUGGACCUGUGGUCAGAUUACCAUCCGCCUGCAGGGCUGCUGAGGUCAAAGCCUGGCUGGAGAGUACAGAUGGUUUUCAAGAUGUCAAGGAUGCUUUUGACAACACCAGCAGGUUCGCUCGGCUGCAGAAGCUCCUGGUUGGUCUGGCUGGGAGAAACCUUUACAUCCGCUUCCACUCCAGGACUGGAGACGCCAUGGGGAUGAAUAUGAUCUCUAAGGGCACAGAGCAGGCUCUGCACCGACUGCAGCAGCACUUCCCUGAGCUGCAGGUGAUUGCUGUCAGUGGAAACUACUGYACAGACAAGAAACCAGCUGCCAUCAACUGGAUCGAAGGCAGGGGCAAGUCUGCAGUCUGUGAGGCCACCAUCCCAGCAAAGGUGGUCCAAGAG
Molecule: messenger RNA, 2154 nt
Organism: Austrofundulus limnaeus
Lineage: Eukaryota; Metazoa; Chordata; Actinopteri; Cyprinodontiformes; Rivulidae
Product: 3-hydroxy-3-methylglutaryl-coenzyme A reductase
Biological process (GO): isoprenoid biosynthetic process; sterol biosynthetic process; coenzyme A metabolic process
Cellular component (GO): endoplasmic reticulum membrane; peroxisomal membrane
Molecular function (GO): NADP binding; hydroxymethylglutaryl-CoA reductase (NADPH) activity; protein binding
Source: RefSeq, a predicted model, not a curated record